Lathyrus sativus (Indian pea) is the source of this 2724-nucleotide messenger RNA. Lineage: Eukaryota; Viridiplantae; Streptophyta; Magnoliopsida; Fabales; Fabaceae. The record is from the annotation of a GenBank genome assembly.
AUGAGACUCUCUUCAGCUGGUUUUAGUCCUCCACCACCCCAAGAAGGGGAAAAGAGAGUUCUAGAUUCAGAACUUUGGCAUGCAUGUGCUGGCCCUCUUGUCUCUUUGCCAGCAAUUGGAAGUAGAGUUGUGUACUUUCCACAAGGUCACAGUGAACAGGUGGCUGUGUCAACCAACAAGGAAGUGGAUGCUCAUAUUCCAAACUAUCCAAGCUUACCUCCUCAGCUUGUUUGUCAACUUCAUAAUUUGACUAUGCAUGCUGAUGUGGAGACCGAUGAAGUGUAUGCGCAGAUGACACUGCAACCAUUGAAUGCCCAAGAGCAAAAAGAGGCUUACCAUCCAGCUGAGUUGGGAACUCCGAGUAAACAGCCAACAAACUACUUCUGCAAGACCUUGACUGCUAGUGACACAAGCACUCACGGGGGAUUCUCUGUGCCUCGUCGCGCGGCUGAGAAAGUGUUUCCUCCAUUGGACUUUUCCCAACAGCCUCCUGCUCAAGAGUUAAUAGCAAGGGAUUUGCAUGGCAAUGAAUGGAAAUUCAGACAUAUAUUCCGGGGGCAGCCGAAAAGGCAUCUACUUACGACUGGAUGGAGCGUUUUUGUGAGUGCUAAAAGACUUGUUGCUGGUGAUUCUGUGCUGUUUAUCUGGAAUGAAAAGAACCAAUUGCUUCUUGGCAUACGCCGUGCUAGCCGACCACAAACGGUGUUGCCUUCAUCGGUGUUGUCAAGUGAUAGCAUGCACUUGGGACUUCUCGCUGCAGCAGCUCAUGCGGCUGCAACCAAUAGUCGUUUCACUAUUUUCUAUAACCCGCGUGCUUGCCCGUCAGAAUUUGUCAUACCCUUAACGAAGUAUGUUAAAGCUGUGUAUCAUACUCGAGUUUCAGUUGGUAUGCGUUUCAGGAUGCUGUUUGAAACAGAGGAGUCUAGUGUGCGACGAUACAUGGGUACAAUAACUGGCAUCAGUGACUUGGAUUCUGCUCGGUGGUCAAACUCACAUUGGCGCUCGGUAAAGGUUGGAUGGGAUGAAUCCACUGCCGGAGAAAGGCAACCUCGAGUGUCUUUGUGGGAAAUUGAGCCAUUAACAACAUUUCCUAUGUAUCCGUCUCCGUUUCCCCUUAGGCUUAAACGACCGUGGCCUUCUGGUUUGCCUUCAUUCCAUGGCAUGAAAGAUGACGAUUUUGGCAUGAAUUCUCCUUUGUUGUGGCUUCGAGACAAUGAUAGAGGACUUCAGUCACUUAAUUUUCAAGGGAUUGGGGUUAACCCUUGGAUGCAGCCGAGAUUUGAUCCUUCCAUGCUGAAUAUGCAAACGGAUAUGUAUCAAGCUGUGGCUGCUGCUGCACUUCAAGACAUGAGGAGUGUCGAUCCUUCCAAACAGCAUCCUGGUUCCUUGCUUCAAUUUCAGCAACCGUCAAAUUUCCCGAACAGGACUGCUGCUUUAAUGCAGGCGCAGAUGUUGCAACAGUCACAGUCUCAACAGGCUUUUCAAAAUAAUCAGGACAAUCAGAACCUGUCGCAAUCUCAGCAACAAACUCAGACUCAUACUCAACAGCAUCUGCAGCACCAGCACUCAUUCAAUAAUCAGCUCCAUCAUCAUAACCAGCAGCAACAACAACAACAACAGACUCAGCAAGUGGUGGAUAAUCAGCAGAUUUCUGGUUCGAUCUCUACAAUGUCGCAGUUUAUUUCAGCGCGUCAACCACAAUCACCACCACCUAUGCAAGCUCUCCCUUCGCUAUGUCAUCAACAGAGUUUUUCUGAUUCAAAUGUAAACUCUUCAACUUCUAUUGUUUCUCCUUUGCACAGUAUCAUGGGUUCGUUUCCGCAGGAUGAAACAUCCCAUCUUCUAAGUCUUCCUAGAACAGGCUCUUGGGUUCCUGUUCAAAAUUCAACCGGUUGGCCCUCGAAGCGUGUUGCGGUGGAUCCACUCCUUUCUUCGGGAGCUUCUCAAUGUAUUAUGCCCCAGGUGGAACAGGUAGGGCAGCCGCAGAAUACCAUAUCUCAAAAUGCUAUUACGUUGCCACCGUUUCCUGGUAGGGAGUGCUCGAUAGACCAAGAAGGGAACAAUGAUCUGCAAAGUAAUCUUUUAUUUGGUGUCAAUAUCGAUCCCUCGUCUCUUUUAAUGCAUAAUAGGAUGUCGAAUUUUAAGGGGAUUAACGGAAACAACAGUGACUCCUCAACCAUGCCAUAUCAUCAAUGUUCUAACUACAUGAACACCGCAGGCACCGAUUCUUCAUUGAAUCACGGAGUAACGCCUAGUAUUGGUGAAUCUGGUUUCUUGCAAAACCUUGAAAAUGGGGAGCAAGAAAGCAACCCACUGAACAAGACCUUUGUGAAGGUUUAUAAAGCAGGGUCCUUCGGAAGAUCAUUGGAUAUCACUAAGUUCAGCAGCUACCAUGAGCUGCGUAGUGAGCUCGCCCGAAUGUUUGGACUAGAAGGCGAGUUGGAGGACCCUGUGAGAUCAGGCUGGCAGCUUGUAUUCGUUGACCGAGAGAAUGAUGUUCUUCUCCUCGGCGAUGGCCCUUGGCCGGAAUUCGUGAAUAGUGUAUGGUGCAUUAAGAUACUUUCGCCCGAGGAAGUGCAGCAAAUGGGCAACACUGGCCUCGGGCUUUUAAACUCGGUUCCAAUUCAAAGGCUCUCAAGUAGCAUCUGCGAUGACUAUGUGAGCCGUCAAGAUCCAAGAAAUCUAAGCAGUGGAAUAACAACCGUCGGAUCCCUAGACUACUGA